Molecule: messenger RNA, 1692 nt
Organism: Baudoinia panamericana UAMH 10762
Lineage: Eukaryota; Fungi; Ascomycota; Dothideomycetes; Mycosphaerellales; Teratosphaeriaceae
Exons: 2
Coding region: 313-1692 (459 amino acids)
Biological process (GO): protein K63-linked deubiquitination
Cellular component (GO): endosome; membrane
Molecular function (GO): metal-dependent deubiquitinase activity; K63-linked deubiquitinase activity; protein binding
Source: RefSeq, a predicted model, not a curated record
CGUUGAUGUAUGCACCUCGGCAGAGAAGCGCCACGGUACCGAAGAUCAGACUUUGUGGCGUCGCUGAGCUGCGCCACAUCUCGUUGACAAACACCUGCAUCAGACGAAUACACGUGCACGCAACGACAUCUGCACUUGAUAGCGUUGUCUGGAUGACUUCAUACGAAGCCAAGAACUGAGCUCGGGCAAAUGCACACUUCACGAUGUUCCAUGAGCCAGAACCGACGUUAUGGAAUGGAAUGAUCUAAAGGGUUUUCCAUCAAAUACGUCUCUCAGGCGUCACGUUCAACACCCCGAAAUAUAUCGAGCAAUAUGGCGCUCUCACGCCAUCAUAACAGGACCAGACACCCACUCAGCGCAAAGGAUCUCAUCACUGAGUCGGAGAAUUACAACUUCCACCCAAGCCUUCCACUUCAACGAUGGCUCCGUGCCGCCAAACUAUUGCUAAUCGAAGCGAAUAUCUGCGAACAGGAUGGCGAUGUCCAAAUGGCCUUCUUGUACCUCUACCGGCACGCAGAUUUGGUCAUGGUCCAGAUACCGAAGCACCCGGACUUUCGGAACCCGGCAUUUCAGACUGAUAUUGUGGCGGCGCAGCGAGCUGUCCGCAAGAAUAUCCAGAAACUGGAGUUACUGAAGCCGCGGGUUCAACAAGCCUACGAGCGCUACCUCCAAGCUGUGGAGAGACGGAAUGCCGAGACGCAACGGGUUCAUGCUGAAAGGCAUGACUUGGCCGACCAUCUUCGCCGUGGUUCGCUUGCGGAGUCUGAGGAUGGCACUUAUGAUGACGGGAUGAUGCCCUUGAAGGCUAGCGAGUAUAGUGAGCUUGCUGUCGAUCUUGCACAUCGGGAGAUUAGGCGGCGAGAUGCUACUCGACGUACGACGCGGGAGGCGGGUAUCUCACCGGGUACGGUGGCGGCGAGGCGCAGAGGGAUUGUUGUCGGGCCGCCUGACUCUGAUGGGAUGCUCGACGAACGAGCACCACCCGCCAGACCAGCGAAAGAGGCUUACCAAGACUUCGCGCCAUCUGUGACAGCCCGCCCCGACGGGCGAUCACUGACUGCGACACCGUCUCCUCCUCCAGCCGCUCGCACUUCUACGAAUAAAUACACCUUCCAACCUACUGCGACCACUGAAGCUGGCCAUCCCCUCCGCACAGUGCUUCUCCCUCCAGACCUCCGUCGCAGCUUCCUUAACCUCGCCCAUCCAAAUACAGCCCGGAACCUCGAAACCUGCGGCAUCCUCUGCGGCACGCUAAUCUCCAACGCGCUCUUCAUCUCCCACCUGAUCAUACCGGACCAGCACUCAACAAGCGACACCUGCGACACAACCGAGAGGGGCGACAACGCACUUUUCGACUACUGCGAUUCGCACGAAUUACUGGUCUGCGGAUGGAUCCACACCCAUCCGAGCCAGAGUUGCUUCCUGAGCAGUCGCGAUCUCCACACGAGCUCCGGGUAUCAGAUCAUGUUGCCUGAAGCUAUUGCGAUUGUCUGUUCGCCACGCCAUAACCCAGACUGGGGUAUCUUUCGACUUACCGACCCACCUGGCUUGCAAGCAGUGCUGCACUGUCGGGAGAAGGCGACGUUUCAUCCGCACGCUGAGCCGAACAUUUACACAGAUGCUCUGAGACCUGGACAUGUGGUUGAGGCGGCGGGGCUGAAGUUCGAGGUUGUGGAUUUGAGGAAGACUUGA